Messenger RNA from Musca vetustissima, 577 nucleotides. RefSeq lists its product as uncharacterized. Gene Ontology annotation, biological process: cell-cell adhesion. Gene Ontology annotation, molecular function: cell adhesion molecule binding. Lineage: Eukaryota; Metazoa; Arthropoda; Insecta; Diptera; Muscidae. The record is from RefSeq and is a predicted model, not a curated record. The transcript is spliced from 3 exons. The annotation marks the transcript as partial. Gene Ontology annotation, cellular component: cell-cell junction.
CCUGUUGGCAUUUAUGCCAAGAAAUACGAAUGGGCCGCCCGGCCAUCCUCAACGCCCAGCGGUGGCCUGCAUUUGGAUUUACAUCCGCCACCAAUGCAGAUUGGUGGCGACUGUUCGUUGUGGAUACGCUCGGCCACAUUGGAUUUUGAUGAUGGCCUUUGGGAAUGUCAGGUGACGGCAAGUGAUUUUACAACACAGGAUGCUUUAACCAGUCAACCGGUACGGUUGGUUGUACGUGUUGCACCACAACGACCACGCUUGGAAUAUGAGGGCGCCCAUGUACCGCCUGGCCAUAACAUUACCGUGGACGCUGGCUCCUUGGCCACAGUUAAGUGUGUCUCCCACUAUGGCAAUCCACCUGCAACACUUAAGUGGUUUCUGGGUGACCAAGAAAUCGAACCCAUUCACCCGCAAACGAAUGCCACCGAACCAGAUAAUCCUCGCACAUGGUCUGCCACAUCGGUUGUCCAAUUGACAGCAAUGCGUGAACGGCAUGGUGACAUUUUACGUUGCUUGGCUUAUCAUGAAUCGUAUACGGCGAAAACGGUGCCCGUCGAAGCCAGACUAGAUGUAAAAU